AGGGUUUGUUAUUUUAGUUCGGUAUCAAUGGGUGUCUUGCUUACAGGGUAAACAUACAGUCAGAUGAGCUGUUGUUUACUAUGCCCAUUCAAUGAAUGAACCAAAAAUGGUGAAGCAACUAUCUCCCUCAGAACUUUCCACAUUAUGGCUGCUACAUGAUCGUCACACUACUAGGCAUGCAGUUGAAAAGGCAAUCGAAUUAGGAUUACCGCUAUGGCCAGAAGCCGUGCAUCUGGCGCGUGCAUGCCACAGAUCGAAUAUGGAUCUGGCAGGAGGUGCCUAUUACGUGGUAGGGUCAGAUUUUGUGGACAAUGAAGAUAGUUCACAAUAUGAUUAUCACGAGCUGGGUCGCUAUCCGGACGCUUACGUGAGCAAAUCCGCUAGGCUGACAUCGGAGCAAAUUCGAAGUGGGAACGGCUCACGAAGUGCUAGAGAUCUCAACACAUUCAACUUACUGUAUCCUGCUUCGCGCGAUAAGCUUCUAGGACCAUUAUCUCGUGGUACUGAUGCUAGAGAACGAUUUGAAGAUGACAAAAACAAGCACAUUCAGCUACUUCUUGGUGGUGUCAGUACGACUGAGCUCGAAAAUUUUCAAUCAGAGCGCGCUUCUUUGGAGAUCUGUGAGAUCUCUGAUGAUGAAACGGUCAGCGACAGGAGUUCUCUGGACCCUUGUAAAACUCCUGAGAGCGAAGAAGCAGACGCUCCCAGCGCAUCAUGCAAUGCUCAAGAAAGCACAGAUGCUGCCAUUCCAGUUCUUGACAACAAGAAAAGUGAGGAAGAGACGUGCCUGCCAUCUUCCAAACCAUCGGAGAAAUCCAAGCCUAAAGAUAUCAGCAAGGAGGAAAAAAUUCGUCGUGAUAUCGCAUCUUUCGAAGCUCAAUUGGCAAGCUGUUGCGAAGUGCCAUCAACAACAACUAUCAGAAGUUUUGCACCACUCAUGGGUCGAGAAGAGUUUGAGCGACGUUUAAGAGCUGAAUUUGAGGCAAAAAAGGAACAAGAAAGGUCUUCUCAAAAUACUUCCUCACAGUGUGGAGAUUCUGAGGUGGAAAAUCUACAAACUUCGGGUACAGAAAUUGACGAGGCAGUUUCGCAGCUAGCCCCCGACAGCGAAAUGAAUGAGGUGAUCAGCAAGUUGAUGAAAGAAGAUGUUGCUGCCGAAUUUACUGACGCGCGAACAACAACAAAAUUCAAGCGGCACUAUGUUGAACCUUUUGAUGGUGAUAGCGUAGCUGGAUCGGAACUCUCGGAUACCAAUAUCGAUGUCAAUAUACUGUACGAAAUCAGUGAAUUGCGAAGAGAAGAGGGUGCAUCAAGUCCUAGCAACUACAGUAUAGACAGUGAUGAGAUGACUCCGCCAGAUGUAUGCAUUUGGCAUCCGCAGUCGUGGACGUAUAACAUCGACUUGAUUACAUAUUUUCGCGCAACUUCACCUUUCCAGGAAGUCUCUAGAGUUGUCUUUCCUAGGGAGCACGUUGCGUUGACUGUACAAGCACCAAAGUUUGAAGAAGUGAACAAAGAUUUUGAAUUUGCACGGAAGUUUCCCCAUUGCGCUGCAUUCACGAGAAGGAAGGGAGCUCGAUACGUACAGAAUUCGCUCACCGUUCCAGCGACAAGAACUGAAAAUAUAAAUUCGAAUAUGAAUAUUGUGGCCGAUAUUUUGGAGGAUGAGGAUGGAGUCAUCUGUGAUUUAGUUAUGGAGGAUGAAGACAGCAUUACACUAACGUGCCGAGAAACUGUAACCAGGUAUACUUUCGCGGAUUGCGCUUUCACAGAUCAAAACUGGGAGCAUGGAUUUUGCCUUGUAGAGCAUGUAGGUAGCCAACGGCUGCGUGUAUUUUUGGAGACAAAAGCUGCAAAGGUUGAGAAUUGCUUUCUGGACUGCAAUGUGCCGAACAACAAGCUAGAAAAUUUUAACUGUUCGGAGGUGCGAGAAGAUCGUUGCAGCUAUACUACAAGUUUAAAAACUAAAGCGUCGACUGUAGAAAAUUGCGCAGUUCAAUGCGAAGCUGUAGAUGUAAAGAUCGUAACCGAAAGUUGUCAUUUGAAGCUCGCCGAUCGAGUCGUUGAAAACAUCGCUUUGUCUGUGAAAGCUCCAACACAUACUGCAAUUGUUAAAGAAGUAUCCCUUGAAAGUGACCCAUUGUGCGAAAGUAGCUUGACCAGUGUGCGCGAUUGCUUGCAAGAAGUAGCUUCAAUCUCUUGCAGAGAACCCGAAAAUCGUAGACUUGAUGUUCCUUGGGAAGUCGCCAAAAACAAGUACUCCACUGCCACGAGUGAAACGAUAUUGCCUGCCGUAUCUUCCGAGAGAGUAGCACUUACUUCGUCGGUGCCCAGCUUGCGUGAAGUCAAACAAUAUUUCAAGUUCUUUGUAGACGAAGUAGGAAAUAGUACAAAAUCAACAUGGAUAGAUAAGAACUUACGCACUGCAAGAUAUCAUUGCAGAGCCCAUAGUGCUCAUGAAACACGACGAAGCCGUGCCAAUGCGACUACGACCAGAAAACGAGCUGAUAGCUUACAUGAAGUGUUGCGGCUUCUCGAAAGUGGAGCUAUGCCUAGUCAGUACAUCGAAGCAUCACCACCUCGUCCUCUUUUGUCAAGAAUAUCAACGACGGCUACACAAUUUCAAGGCUUGAGGGAAUUGAAGGGUUCUGAGACAUGGGAGGCUGCUGCAUUGCAGCAGAGUGAUGUAUCAGACAGUACGAAAGUGGCAAGUGAUCUCAACACUCAACUUGAAGUCCCAACCAUUCCCCGCUCCGAAUGCAGUGGUCUAUCAGAUUCGCCCGACCGUCUUGUUAUCUGUGACGAUGAGGAUCUCGUUGUGAAAGAGCCGCUUGGGAUUGUUGAGGACGUGCAUGUGCCUUCAAGUGCAGCUGACAUUUUGCCAGAAUCUUUGGUACCGCUUCCAGAAACUACUUCGGUACCGCUCGUAGAAACAACUUUGGUACCUCCGCUUGUAGAAACAACUUUGGCACCGCUCCUUGCAGAAGCGGAGUCGCGUCCUGAAACUGUUCCGGAACCGGUGAAGAGGUCAAUCAGGAAGAAGAGUGUUACAUCAUCUGCAACAGUGACUACAAGAAAAAGAUCAGUGAAGGAGCAGAACGCAGAAGUUGUGCAUACGACACCGGAAAGGGGCAGAAAACUUGAGCAUUUGGUCAAAUCCGAGAAGAGAGUGUCGGAGAUACACAAGAAGCCUGCGACUUCCGCACCCAAGCCAGUAAGGAGAAACAAAUCGGUCAUUCACGAGAGCAGUAGUUUGGCCUUGGAAAAACCGUCUACCAGCUUGGAUGCCACACCUACGUCUGUCAGAAAAGCCUCACAAGCUCGGCAUGCUAAAGUUAAGGAGGUAAAGCUACAUAAGUUGGAAAUCGCUCCCACCACAAUGUCUUUGCCAUGCACAUCAUCAUCAGCAGAGUUGUCAACAUCGAAGCCAAAGACUACCAAGAAACGAAGCCCGAUAAUAAAGUCGCAGAAGAGUGUGUUUACUACUGUGCUCAGCACGCCUACAAGAAAACUUGGUGUUGAAAUUCGAUUCCCGCUCAAGAUUGCCGAGAAGGUUUCGUUUGCGUGCUGUGCACCUCUAUUACGAGAUCCAAGAAGGUUAGAACUGUUCACCGACACUGGAUUGGAUUUACUUGCUGAGGUUGCAGUAUCUGCAGCUUCACCUUUGUCGCUGAAGAAUCUUGAAGUGAGCCACAAGGAACCUCAGAGCACCCUGGAGCUGCAGAAGGAACAGCGAAAGGAAAGAGUAGUACCUGAAAUUAUUCCUUUCGAGUUUGAGACACCUUUGGAGCCAGAAGCUAUUGAAGAAGAGUUCAUAAUAUAUGAUGAAGUUCAACCGGAUGGAAGUAGCUUACUACCUGAAAAGAAUUUGACAGUUGGUAAAGGUCGUAAGUCUGCGCGUACACCUUCCACAGACGCUACUCGCACAGAAAGAAAGCGAAAGAUAAAUGCAGUCCCAGACAUUGAGCCGGCGGAAACCCCGAAACGAAGAAGGACGAGGCCAGUCGUUGAACGGGCUCAUACCUCUCCGGUGAUAAAAGGUGGAGCCAAAACUGCAGCAUCUCGCACUAGAGGAAAGCGAAAACCAGCAACUCCUGUGGAGGAUUUGAAUGAUCUCGUUAUAAGCGUAGAGGAGCCUCCAAGACCUUUGGAGAUAAGGGAAGUGCAUGAGGAUGUGCAGCCAAGAAAGUCUAAGCGAAGAAAGACUGGCGAGCCAGUUACCUCCCAAUUGGCUGCUGUCGAUGUUGAGAAAACCACGCUCAGACGCAGGAGAACGAUUGCAGCCGAAAAGCCGAGUUCGAGGAAAGGUCGAGCGAGCGACACAUCAGUUGUUCUGAAGAAUAUAUUAGAUGUGACGUCUACGCUAAAGAGAUCUACACUUGCAGCAAGCUCAAACUCUGGAACUUCAACAUCACUACCUCAGUCAGAGCCAAGACUCCUUAAUACGGCCAAGUCCCCAUCUGCCGAAGCUCCAAGUGGAGAAGGCGAUAUCAUCUUUGUCAAAAGUGGCCUAUCUCGUCGACGUAGCAGAUCGCCUACUCCUCCUAUACUAGUAGUCGAUGAUGAAAUUACUGCAAGUUUUGUGCCUAUCAAACUGGAUAAUAAUCGAAGUGCAGAAACAACACUUCCAGAUUGUAAUCGAGAAGAUGUGAGCUCUAGAUUUUCUUCAUCGGACAUUGCUGAGAUGCUCGAUGCUUUAGCGCUUGAUAUUAUCAUCGGAGAGGCAUCUGCACUGUCCGCCGUGAAUCUGGCAACAUUCGCUCAGUUCGUGCUGAAUCUCUUCGAUCCUGUUAUGCCCUAUUUCGCACCACUAGAGGAUAUCGAACCGUCUACACUGCCAGCAAAUUUUACCACCAUUUUCGAACUGGCCACACCUCUGCAAUAUCGACAUCGUCUGGACUACAACUCUUUCAACUCGAUGCUGCUCAAUCGACUUCCUGAAAAUGGUUUACUUGCCUUGACGCUGGACUCACAUCAUGUAAGUAUGUUGAAAAUCACUAAGUUUGUGGAUACGGUAAAAGAAGCGGUUGUUGAAAUUUGUGAGGAACUGAGAAAUCGAAGAACUUUGUCAAAGGCUGAGAUCAAGAAGGAAAUUGACCUUUCGGGUGAAGUGCAAGUAAUAAUUACAUCUCGUUAUGUGGAAACAAUGAUGAAAAUGGCAGAUGUUUGCGGUCAGGCUCGCGAUGUGCCCCUCCCCGUGAUUGCCGAUCGUUUUCAUCUGCUCUUGUGUGGAUGGCAAUGUUUUUUGCAACAAGGAGGAGUACUGCGAGUGCGCCUCCAGCUAUGUCCAGGACGAUCUCAUCCUGCUAUAGUGGAUAUUACCACAGCUUGGUUGGAUAAGAUUGAUACCAUACUGUCGCGCGCUCAAGCAACGAAAUCUAUGAGGACAUCAGCUUUCGCUGUUUCGCUCGCUCAAGAAAAGACGAUUGUGAGCAAAGUCUGGCACCAGAUGGCUUCACAUACUAGCGCUUCCUGUGAAGACGGAUCAUUUAUAUACUGCGAAGAAUGUAAAUUAUAUUUCCGCAACGAAGAUACGGAUUUCAUUCAUAAAAGAGUGUUUCACCAAAAGUCAAGAGAGUGUGAAGAAUGUUAUGACAUGUUCCAUACACUGCUCGGAUUGGAUCUUCACAUGGUUGGUAGCCAUAAACGUAACUUCGCAGCGGAUUUGUGAUUUAACCUACUUUGAUUAGUUAUUGUUGUACAUACGUUGUCCUGAUGAUCUUACAAAGUUGCUCCUCAUUUCACAAAUAUCUGCUCAGCAAUGAACUUGUCGGUUUAAUUAUCUUUUCCUAGCAUGCAAGAAUUUCUUUUCUUACAUUUUGUACGGAUCAGAUUUUAGAGGUGAUACUGUUGAAUCUCAGGCAUUUGUUUACUCUGUGUUUUUUACAGCAUUACAAUGAUUCCAUUGUUUUUCUGUCUUUUAUCGGAAGUUUCCAUUGUUGUAUACAUGUAGGCCUUCUCGGCAUGUAUAGUCGAUUCGUUGACCGCACGGACCGGACAUCACUGCGGAGCACGCGCCGCGAGGUACAACGCUUGGCCUAGUACAAAUUCGCCAUUGUACAG
This is a messenger RNA of Cylicocyclus nassatus, 6063 nucleotides long. The record is from the annotation of a GenBank genome assembly. Lineage: Eukaryota; Metazoa; Nematoda; Chromadorea; Rhabditida; Strongylidae.